Molecule: messenger RNA, 3033 nt
Organism: Leptidea sinapis
Lineage: Eukaryota; Metazoa; Arthropoda; Insecta; Lepidoptera; Pieridae
Product: scm-like with four MBT domains protein 2
Exons: 7
Coding region: 377-2983 (868 amino acids)
Biological process (GO): regulation of DNA-templated transcription
Cellular component (GO): nucleus
Source: RefSeq, a predicted model, not a curated record
GUAAAUGUAAUAUCGUAGUAUAACUACAAUGAUAAAGCAAGAAAGAUAUAUCCUAUCUCGCUCUAACACAAGGAAAGAGUAAUUGAAUAAGUUUUUAUAUAACAAUGCUAUUUAAUGUAGGUAACUUUGUAAACGAAGAAUGUUGAGACAUGAAAAGGAGAGGAAAUUAUUUUCGUUAUGCGUAUCAUUAUGUUAAUGAAAGAGAUGACGAUAUUUGUGAGAUGUUUUAUUGCAAGUGAUUUUCAAUUUUGCGUCAUAAAUGAUCUGAAUCCGAACUUAUUGUCUGGAUAUUUUUGUAUUUUAAAUUUUGUUUUUCUGCAUAGAAUGUAAUGAAGAUUAAAUUUAGUACGAUACAUUUAAUAAGAUAUAGGUAAUUAUGGAGUUUGAUUGGAAUAACUAUUUAGAAGAAAAAAAAUGUGUUGCUGUACCAGAAGAAUUAUUUACUCAUGUGGAAGAAAGUCUUAACAAUGGAAUCAAGCAAAAGAUGUUACUUGAAGUGUGUCAUAAAAACAAUCCGGAUGUGUACUGGAUAGCAGAAAUCACAAUGGUAUGCGGACACCUCCUGAGGAUAAAGUUUAUUGGAGCUGAAAAUGACUUCUGGUGUGACAUAUCAAACACUAAAGUUCACCCGCUGGGCUGGUGUGGAAAAUAUGAUGAGCUCAUUGAACCUCCGGAUGAAAUCAAUGAGAGAUAUGGAGACACAAUCAUUGAUAUCAUGAAGAAAGCCCUUCUUGUUGGCCAAUCUGCUUCUAUUGAUGCAUUAAACAAUAAAGGCUUGUCUCCGAUAGAUAGAAUCAAAAUUGGAAUGAAGGUGGAAAUUCAAAAUGUUAUAGAUCCAUACAAAUAUUGGAUAGCAACAGUAUGUGAGAAUGUUGGCGGUCGUCUACAGCUGCGAUACGACGGCGCCGACGACGAUCUGCCGCAGUUCUGGUUAUUUUACUCCAAUUCUCGAAUAAGCAGCUUUGGUUCUGUUACACACAAGGGCUCUCCGUGGCAAUUCAAAUAUCCGGGGAAGGUGAACAAGUUUUCGUGUAAGAACAAGCUGAGCACUCAGCUGCGACAGAGCGCUGAGGAGUCUAUCAAAGAGCCCACGCCUGCCGACCUGUUUCAGCCAACGCAAAUACUGGAAGCCCACAGUUUUACAACAGGAAUGAAAUUAGAAGCGCUGAGUCCGCACGACAUGAAAACAUUCCGUCCGGCAACCGUAGCCAAAAUAUUCAACAACCUUCACUUCCUUGUUGUUAUAGACGAUCAUAUGGACGAUUAUGAGGAAACAAAAAUGGCGUGGCUUUGCGAUAACAUGCAUCCCUACAUAUAUCCAAUCGGCUGGGCGCAGCAACAUAACAUGAUCUUUAAACCACACAAAACUUGGAAGGAAGGAAAUUUCGAAUGGGAUGAGUAUUUAGCUACAACAAAUACAGUGCCAGCUCCAGAAUAUUGCUUUAAAAGAAGAGAUCCAAUCAAAGAUGUUGAAGUCAAUAUGAAGUUGGAAGCUGUUAAUCCAUUGAAUCAAGAAGAAAUCCACGUCGCUUCGAUAGAAAGAAUAGAAGAACAUAUGGUGUUUGUUGAACUAUUACCAAUCGGUGAAAAGUUUUGGUUUUCAUUGGACAGCGAUCUCUUAUUUCCUGUCGGAUGGUGUGAUAGCAAUAACUACGAGUUGCAUAUACCAGACACAAGAGAUAAGGCGGUUAUAGAGCCUACGAAAGUUGUGGAAGAAACUCGAGGUGUUCGGGACGAAGUGAGUUCCACUGAGGGAUGGUGUGACCGAAUAUAUUUCAACUACAAAUGUUAUGCGGGACCUUCACUGAGCAGAAACAAGCUUUCUCAAUUACCGAAACACGUGGGACCGGGCUUGUUGACUUUGGUGUUGAAGGAGGUGUUGAACAAAAUAAUAUCAGCAUCCUAUAAGCCUGCAAAGUUGCUGAAGGAUUGGGAGACUGAAGGUCCACCUGAAGAGGGAAUGCGGCUUGAGAUGCUGAGAGCAAAAUUGAAAACCAGCACAUACCACGCGUACGUGCCAAUAGUUACAUCCUCAAGCCAACUGAGUGCUUUCUGUCGCGACGUGUGCGUCAAGUUGCAGGCUUGCCCGAGCCUGUUCGGUCCGACUGAGUAUCCGGAGCAGUGUCCUCACAACUGUCAGCAAGUCGAGAAGUCUACAUUCCAUAAUGGAACUGAACGUCGAGGACGGCCAAAAGGCAGCUUAAACGGACGUCGAAAGAAGAAGAAAAUACCUGAAAAGCGUGAAAAAGGGCGUCAGCCUCAAGAAAAUGACAAUAACGGUGAAUUAAUUGAAAGCGAACACAGUGCUGGUUCGACACCACCUUCUGAAUCUGGGACCAGGCCCAACUCUCCUGACAGCGCUGAUUUUAAGCCAAGUAGAAGAAGGGAAGCUAAGUCAAACUAUCCGAAAAUGGAGAUGAAAACACGCGGUGCUAAACUACCAAACUUUGCUCUUCAAAUGAAAGAAGCACAUUGGAACAAGAAAGAUGUUGAAACUAUUUACAAUAACACAUGUGCAAAGAAAACCAGCUCAGCUGAUAGUGACACAGAACACGAAACCAACGAAAGCAGCUGUAAUUCUAGAGAUGCAAAGAAUAUAUCAGAUGUUUCCGAUAGUGAAGAGCCAGAACUGAAAAAGCUUAAGUUUAAUAUUGACGACCCGCUGCCGACGGAUAAUAAAAUGUUUGAAAAAGACGCGGCUUUUAAUUGGAUUAAAGGUAAAAUUAAGUUGGAAACUAACCCUUUGGAUUGGUCUGUUGAUGACGUAUAUAACUACCUUAUAAAUACAGAUGAUUGCAAAUUAAUCGCUGAUAAAAUGAAACAGGAAGAAAUCGAUGGGCAAGCAUUUAUAAUGUUAGACUUACCGAUCAUAAGAGACAUAAUGCACAUGAAAAAGGAGUUUGCGUUACAGCUAUGUAAGCAUAUAUCUAUGGUUCGGUGGUAUUAUGUUAUCAAUUUUGAAGAUAAUGAUGAAUCUUGUUGAGAUAUUGUAUGUGUUCAAUUAUCUAGUCCUAAUAAAAGUAUUGUUAAAAA